Messenger RNA from Xenopus tropicalis (tropical clawed frog), 4054 nucleotides. RefSeq names its product titin-like. The transcript is spliced from 4 exons. Lineage: Eukaryota; Metazoa; Chordata; Amphibia; Anura; Pipidae. Bases 93 to 3398 code for a protein of 1101 amino acids. The record is from RefSeq and is a predicted model, not a curated record.
CAAAGCCACUGUAUUCCACUGUCUCCCUCAGCUCAGCUCCAUUCUACCAGGGGAUAUUGAGCCACCGCACCGAGUCAGGGUCUGAACCAACCAUGGCCAAGCUUCUCGCAGCUGUCAGAGGGACCAUUGAGGCCUUCAACCUCUACAGAAGCCAGAGCUCAUCCUGCAACUCGCUGAGCCCCGAGGAGUUCAAGAGACUGAUUGAGAAAGAGUUUGUGGAUAUUAUUAAGGAGUCCAAACAACCUGAAACUAUUAAGAAAGUUCUACAAUCUUUAGAUACAAAAAGUCAGAAGGAAGUAAAUUUUAAAGAUUUUAUGGAAAUUUUCAAAAAUGUGUCGGUAGCCUAUUAUGAUGCUUCAUGUCAGCUCCCAAAAGAGAAGGAAAUGAUUGUAAAAGAACACAAAGAACAACUUCUUCCAAAAAUUCCUCCUGAAGAUCCAAUGGAUCCUAAAGGCAAAACAAAGAAAGAUGAUCAUGCACAGCAGUCUGAACCCAAGCAGAAACCAGUUACACCAGUAAAAGAUGACCAUCCUCAUAAAGAGCCAAUAAAGAAAGACGAUCAAGCACAGAAAUCAGAUCCCAAACAGAAACCAGCUGCACCAGUAAAAGUGGAUAUUCCUCAUAAAGAUGAGCCAAUAAAGAAAGACGAUCAAGCACAGAAAUCAGAUCCCAAACAGAAACCAGCUGCACCAGUAAAAGAUGACCAUCCUCAAAAAGAUGAGCCAAUAAAGAAAGACGAUCAAGCACAGAAAUCAGAUCCCAAACAGAAACCAACUGCACCAGUAAAAGAGGACCAUCCUCAUAAAGAUGAGCCAAUAAAGAAAGAUGAUCAAGCACAGAUAUCAGAGCCCAAGAAGAAACCAGAUUCACCAGUAAAAGAUGACCAUCCUCAAAAAGAUGAGCCAAUAAAGAAAGACGAUCAAGCACAGAAAUCAGGUCCCAAACAGAAACCAGCUGCACCAGUAAAAGUGGAUAUUCCUCAUAAAGAGGAGCCAAUAAAGAAAGACGAUCAAGCACAGAAAUCAGAUCCCAAACAGAAACCAGCUGCACCAGUAAAAGAUGACCAUCCUCAAAAAGAUGAGCCAAUAAAGAAAGACGAUCAAGCACAGAAAUCAGAUCCCAAACAGAAACCAACUGCACCAGUAAAAGAGGACCAUCCUCAUAAAGAUGAGCCAAUAAAGAAAGAUGAUCAAGCACAGAUAUCAGAGCCCAAGAAGAAACCAGAUUCACCAGUAAAAGAUGACCAUCCUCAAAAAGAUGAACCAAUAAAGAAAGAUGAUCAAGCACAGAAAUCAGAUCCCAAACAGAAACCAGCUGCACCAGUAAAAGAUGACCAUCCUCAAAAAGAUGAGCCAAUAAAGAAAGACGAUCAAGCACAGAAAUCAGAUCCCAAACAGAAACCAGCUGCACCAGUAAAAGAGGACCAUCCUCAUAAAGAUGAGCCAAUAAAGAAAGAUGAUCAAGCACAGAUAUCAGAGCCCAAGAAGAAACCAGAUACACCAGUACAAGUGGACAUUCCUCAUAAAGAUAAGCCAAUCAAGAAAGAUGAUCAUGCACAGAUAUCAGAGCCCAAGAAGAAACCAGAUUCACCAGUAAAAGUGGACAUUCCUCAUAAAGAUGAGCCAAUCAAGAAAGACGAUCAUGCACAGGUUUCAGAGCCCAAGAAGAAACCAGAUACACCAGUACAAGUGGACAUUCCUCAUAAAGAUGAGCCAAUCAAGAAAGACGAUCAUGCACAGGUAUCAGAGCCCAAGAAGAAACCAGAUUCACCAGUAAAAGUGGACAUUCCUCAUAAAGAUGAGCCAAUCAAGAAAGACGAUCAUGCACAGGUUUCAGAGCCCAAGAAGAAACCAGAUACACCAGUAAAAGUGGACAUUCCUCAUAAAGAUGAUCCAAUUAAGAAAGACGAUCAUGCACAGAUAUCAGAGCCCAAGAAGAAACCAGCUGCACCAGUAAAAGAUGACCAUCCUCAUAAAGAUGAGCCAAUAAAGAAAGACGAUCAUCAACAGAAAUCAGACCCCAAACAGAAACCAGCUGCACCAGUAAAAGAUGACCAUACCCAUAAAGAUGAGCCAAUAAAGAAAGACGAUCAAGCACAGAAAUCCGACCCCAAACAGAAACCAGCUGCACCAGUAAAAGAUGACCAUCCUCAUAAAGAUGAGCCAAUAAAGAAAGACGAUCAAGCACAGAAAUUCGACCCCAAACAGGAACCUGCUGCACCAGUAAAAGAUGACCAUCCCCAUAAAGAUGAGCUAAUAAAGAAAGACGAUCAAGCACAGAAAUCAGACCCCAAACAGAAACCAGCUGCACCAGUAAAAGAUGACCAUCCUCAUAAAGAUGAGCCAAUCAAGAAAGACGAUCAUGCACAGAUAUCAGAGCCCAAGAAGAAACCAGAUACACCAGUAAAAGUGGACAUUCCUCAUAAAGAUAAGCCAAUCAAGAAAGAUGAUCAUGCACAGAUAUCAGAGCCCAAGAAAAAAACAGAUUCACCAGUAAAAGUGGACAUUCCUCAUAAAGAUGAUCCAAUUAAGAAAGACGAUCAUGCACAGAUAUCAGAGCCCAAGAAGAAACCAGAUACACCAGUAAAAGUGGAUAUUCCUCAUAAAGAUGAGCCAAUAAAGAAAGACGAUCACGCACAGAAAUCAGACCACAAACAGAAACCAGUUGCACCAGUAAAAGAUGACCAUCCCCAUAAAGAUGAGCCAAUAAAGAAAGACGAUCAAGCACCGAAAUCAGACCCCCAACAGAAACCAGCUGCACCAGUAAAAGAUGACCACCCCCAUAAAGAUGAUCCAAUUAAGAAAGACGAUCAUGAUUCUAUACAUAAACAAGAUGAAUCCACAAAACCGAAACACAGUGUAAUUCCAGAUAUAAAAACUAAAGAGGUUUCCACAAAGAAAGAUGAUGAAACACAGACAGCAGAGCUCACAUUGGAUCCCAGUAAGAAUCAGUGCCAAACCACAAAACACGAUCCUAAAGAAGAACUUUCAUCUCAGUCGCAGUGCCCAUCUCUAUUGGUUAGUAAACACGGUGCUUAUUCAAUUGAAGAAGAAGAAGAUGAAGCUGAUUCCAGUGAUCCCCUCACUUACUACACAUACUUCGAAACAAAAUAUACCCAGUACCAUGGACAGGUCUUAAGCCACAAUGUUGCCCAACAAGGGCCAUCAGCAAUGCCAUCAAGUCCUUAUUAUGAAUACUCGCUCCAAACCCCAUGUCGUGAAUUUUUCCAGACAUCCGAAUACAAGUAUUUUGAGUCCUCCCAAAAAACAUCUGAGAAGCCAUCCUCUGAUGCCCAGAAGUCCUUAGCUGGAGCUCAGGGAGGGCCACCAUCAGGUAGCUCAGAAGAGAAGCAAGAGAAGCCUAAGUCACCCUACAAGUUCAAGUGGCCUUGGCACUAGGUACCAGCUGCCAAUGUUAUUGGUCGAGGCAGGUGUGUAUCUAAGCAUCUAUUCCAGUCCUGACCAAUAACAUCAGUUGACCUCUUCUCAAGAGAUUUUUUUUCUUUCCUUUACCCUCUCCUCUUCUCAUCUUAAUCAGCACCAUUAUAUACAGAGUGAAUCUUUUUGGUGCCCAAACUAGAAUAAAAGAAAUUCAUUUCUCUCGGUAGGUAAUAAUAAGAUUAAUUUAUUUAUAUAACUUUUAAUUCCUCGUCGCUCUAGGGUGACCUUCUUAUUACUGGUUGCUACAAAUCAGGAACUUCUGUUAGAAUGAAGAAUCAACACGGGGUUAAACGGGAUAAUAAUAAUAAUAAUAAGAGCAGAAUCAUAUGCAAGGAAAAGUAUCCAGGAGGAACUGGCCAUAGCAACCAGUUACCAUUCUGAAGCAAAAUAACAAUCCGUGAUGCUCGUCAGAAGAAAAAGCUGCUUUUAUUCUAAUAUGGUUUACUUUUAAUUAUUAAUUAUAUAAUAAUAAUAAUAAUAAUAAUUAAUAAUUUUAAACUGUGAAAUCUUCAAAAGUCUCUUUUUCAUUUCUCUUCCUUCCUUAUUGCUCAAAUGAAGUUCGAAUGUAAUAAAUAUAUUUACUCUCAAUAAAACAUGAUUUAUUGAAUCUACUA